AAGUACUUGUACAUCGGCUCUCGAUCGGAGGUUCUCCAGCUGCCCUUGGCCAACUGCAGCCGCUAUCAGUCCCAGCCAGACUGCCUGCUGGCCCGAGACCCCUACUGCGCCUGGGACAGCGAGGGCCGCGCCUGCGUCCGCAUCGACCUCCACCGCGGCUCCACCUCCUCCCUGUCUCAGGACCUCAUGCUGGAAAGGUUCAGCCGGGGGAAAGCCAAGUUUGAUAAGCCUGUCUCCAUCCCCAGCCCCGAGCACUCCCGCCUGAAGAACAUCACAGUGGUGGUGGGGUCGGACAUGGUGCUGCCGUGCCAGCUGGUCUCCAACCUGGCUCAGCCCUUCUGGGUCCUGAACGACCGGGAGCUCCAGCUCGGUGACCCUGAAGCAGGAGGGCCACACUUCGACCGCACUCUGAAGGCCCUCGUGGUCCCCGCGGCGGGACAGAUGCAGGCGGGACGCUACAUCUGCUACUCUGAGGAGCAGGGGGUGAAGUUUCAGACGGAGCGCUACCAGGUGGCCGUGGUGGCCAGCCCUCCUGUGUUCAUGGAGGCCCGCGCUCCAGACAGCAGCAUGGGGCUCUUCUGGGUGCUGGUCAUCACCCUCGGAGCGGCGUGCCUGCUGCUCCUCGUCGCAGCUCUGUACCUGCGCAGGAGGCUGAAGCUCGCUCUGGGGAAAGGAGCCGACAUGAAGCCCCUUGAGAGCACCUUGGUUUACCCCAUCACCCUCCCUAAAGAGCCGCCGACGUUUGUGCCCAGCAAGAUGCCCACUGACGAGGACCGCUUCUGGGAGACGGGCGCCAACUACUACUACUCGGACGGCUCGCUGAAGAUCGUUCCCGGCCACGCCCUAGGGCCCAGCAGCGUGAGCAGCACGGCGUCACCGAGCGCCAUCCCCGGCCAGCCCAUCCACUCCCCGAGCCGUCUCAGCCUCACCAACAUUAGAGGUUCGGGUAGCAAUGGCUACAUCCGCCUCAACCUGAGCACAGCAGGGGAGGAGAGGGCUAGCGGGGCUGGCGCUGGGGGCGGCGGGCUGGGGGGUCUGGGCCUGAGCGGGAAUGAUUACUCGAGCCCUUUCAAGGAGGAGCUUAGACGCACGCUGCAGCAAAGGAGCGUUCUGCCCGACGCCAACCCCGAGGAGUCCUCCGUCUAGACGUGUCCCUCCUCCGUUUCCCCGAGUUGGAAAAACAAAACAACCAACCUACCUCCCUCCUCCUGAGGACGCCUGCUCUCUCUCUCUUUCAGUGACACGCUGUCAUUCGCUCGGCCAAUGCCUGUUUGGCUCACUGUUGACAUUUAUAGCACACAGCAUGUUCAAAAUACACACUCAUACACUGUGUUCGCCAACAUGCACUCCUAUAAUUAGUGUGUUCCGGGCAGUCAUGGUUGUGGCUUUUUUCUGCUUCCACUGUGCCGUCGCCACCUGUGUAAAUUGUGUAUUUAAAAAAAAAAAGGCUGAACACAGAGGAGCACACCUCGAGCAUGGGAAAUCUAACAAAUGGCGUUACAUGUGCUCUGAAGGGCACGUUUCAUUGACGUUGAGUGGACCAAGAGGCUUUUAGCCCUCUGUGCUGAAACCCGCUUGAUGAAUGGCAAGUGCAACUGACUGGAAAAUAUUGAACUGAUUCUGUGUCCUUCUGGUCCUUUGAGACUUUCUUUCAGCUUACUGUGCUUAAAAACUGGAAGCGUGUCUUCCCUUUUUGUAUUAGUGAGCCAAGAGUGUGAGAGCGGUAUAAAAAAGACUAAUUAAUCUCGAAGCAAGACGACAAUCACGUCCCCAUAGCAGGCGCUCUGCGAGGGACAGAGAGGUGAGAGAGCCAGGGACAAAGAGAGAGGAAAUUAAAUGGAAAAUGAAGUGAAUUGGAGAGAAAGACACAAGGGGGGGUUUGAAUGAAGGACAGUCUCUCAAGACUUUCUCUGCUCAAUUUGUAAUUUUUUUUGUUUCUCCCAAGUUGUAUUUACUCUCGGAGAAAGUCCUUGAUCCCUUCCACUUUCAUUUGACGUGAUGGUUGGUUUGAAUUAAGACAUUUCUUGUUGUUCCUUUUUAUACGUCUUACACGACUACAGCCGUGUUCAAACGGUUAUUAGGAGACUAAUGGAUCCCCUCUGUGAAUGACAAUGUGAGGGCACAUUCCUUGCUCAGCGGUGACCUUCAAGUCCAAUACACUACAAGUGCACUCCGUACGACAUUUAUUAGAGUCAGAGUGUGUAACAGAUAUGUGUUUUGGCUGAGCCCUUUAUAGGACGAUUCUUUAUCUCUGCAGAAAGAAAAGGUUAUUUGCUUUCAGCUCUUAGCAGCGUUACAUAACUGCACACUUAAUUCCAAAUUGAAGCUGACGUGAAGACAUUAGGCAUGGAGAAUGUAGUUGAACCCUCACUGUUGCGACCGCUGUGGAUGUCUCAAUAAGUGCUUUAAAUCUUAGUGUAUGGUGAGGGCGGUAACUUGCACUGCCAAGAAGGAAAAUACCCCUCCCACUCACACACACCUACACACUUUUUAGUCCUUUGAAUGCCAACCAUCCUGGACCACAGUGUGUUUGUGAUGCAUCCUUAAAACCCCAUGAAACCCCUUCCCCCUCAUACCGAUGCCCAGAGACUGACCCGGGCUACUGUGGACUAAAACACCAAACACACACACACACACACACACAGUGCUGAUGGAAGGAUGGACAGACAGACAGACUGAUUGCUGCCGUGCUGCCAAACUGCUGGCUCCAGGCAGGAAAGCGGCCGUGAACCAGAGAAAGGGGUGGCUUUCGUUUUUUUGGGACGUGUCUGUCGGGACCAGAGGAGAACUGUAUGAAGGAAGGGGAGGACAAGAAGACCUUGUUGUUUCCCCCCCACUGUGUACAGAGCGCUGAGAGAGAUGUAGAAUAUCAAAAAGGAAGUGAGGUUGAAGAGGUACUCAGCCAUCGGCCCUCCAUCAUAGUGUUGCAUGAUCCUCUGCAAGUGGACCCGACAUCUUUGAUAUGAUCAUCUGUGUACAAGUGCAUAAUUUCGAUCGGCCAUUUUUUGGACUUUUACAGACACUAAUAUUGUGGAACAACAAUGCUCUCUUUGAAAAAAAACAACAACUAAAGAUAUGUCCGAUUUUAUGGUUCCAGGGUUGUACAGGAAUUCAUGGCUGCAUCUCAACGGGUUUACUUUUUCUGUGCCUCUUCACCUUUUGGAUAAGCCAAAGUAGACUGCAGUUGCUUAUUGUUCUUGUUGAAAUAGUUUUGAUUGAAUUUGACUACAGAUUGAUAUUUAAAGGGUCAGUGUGUAGGAUUUAGUACCCCUCCUUUUUCAAAGCGUGAAUUUGCGGAGGCCUUCGCGCCACCAAAUUCAAGCUGCCCCUUCAAAACAAAUGUUAAAUCCCUUUUUAGAGACAGUGUUUGGUUUGUCCGUUUUGGGCUACUGUAGAAACAUGGCGGUGCAAAAUGGCUAACUCCGCAUUGAGGACUUGAUCCUUAUCAAAUGAAAACACAAUUCCUACAAAAUAUUUAACAUUUCUGCCAAUAAAUCCCUCUUUAUCCUACACACUGGAUCUUUAAGUCUCAGAAAUCCGUCCACUUUGCUAAACUGAGCUGACGUCUACAACAUUUCUGCAUAUUUUGUAUGCAGCUAAAUUAUCCCUCAGGCGAAACAGCUUGAGCUGAUGGACUUCCUGUUUGCUUCCUGUUUGUAUAUCAGUAGAGAUCUGCUGGAACCAAAUUCUUAACCCCUUACUUUAUGAAAGGCCGGGUAAUGUACCAAAACUUUAACCAUUAUUUAAUUUGUCCAGACCCAAAAACCAAAAAUGUAUCUGUUGAUUUGAAGCAGCUCAGUGACAGAAUGUGCCCACUUUAUAUUUCUACAUCCCUUAAAGCAAAACAGCUAAAACAUUUUAGCUCCUUACACUGGUACUUGUCUUAAUAUAUUUCCCUUUUACAAUCAGGCAUUUUAUUUAAUGUAACAUGUUGCAAGAACUAAAAGGAUUAAGAAUUGCAGGUCUCAAGUUUGAUAGAAAAGUGCAUGCGUAAUGUACUGUAUGUGCAUUUUUUCAGUUCUUACACAUUUGUUUGCUAAUAACGUUUUCUGCUGUUUUAUUGCAUUAUUAUUUGUAUUAUUCUAUUAUCACCCCCAAGUUCAUUUUGCCCCAUUUUUGCUCGUCUGUUAAUGAUCUUUUAUGUUUGUUUUUAAAAUAUGUUAAGUAACUUAUUUCACUUGUACAAACGUGUUGAUAUUUAUUAUCAUUGUACAUA
Messenger RNA from Notothenia coriiceps (black rockcod), 4216 nucleotides. Its product is annotated as semaphorin-4C-like. Gene Ontology annotation, cellular component: synaptic vesicle membrane; plasma membrane. NCBI's taxonomy places the organism in Eukaryota, Metazoa, Chordata, Actinopteri, Perciformes, Nototheniidae. Gene Ontology annotation, molecular function: semaphorin receptor binding; chemorepellent activity. Gene Ontology annotation, biological process: positive regulation of cell migration; negative chemotaxis; axon guidance. The annotation marks the transcript as partial. The transcript has 4 exons. The record is from RefSeq and is a predicted model, not a curated record.